Messenger RNA from Cervus elaphus (red deer), 610 nucleotides. Its product is annotated as ubiquitin-like protein FUBI. NCBI's taxonomy places the organism in Eukaryota, Metazoa, Chordata, Mammalia, Artiodactyla, Cervidae. Gene Ontology annotation, cellular component: ribosome; cytosolic small ribosomal subunit. The record is from RefSeq and is a predicted model, not a curated record. Gene Ontology annotation, biological process: translation. Gene Ontology annotation, molecular function: structural constituent of ribosome; protein binding. The coding region runs from base 174 to 584 and encodes 136 amino acids. The transcript has a single exon.
UAUUUUUUUCUCUAGUUGUUUUAGGUGUAAGAUUAGAUUGUUUAUUUGAGAUUUUUCUUAUUCCUUGAGUUAAGAUUAUUUUGCUAUAAAAUUCACUGUUAGGAAUUGCUUUUGCCCUUUCUUAAUGCCAUCUUUGUGGUAGUGGCAGUGGUGUCUGCAAUCUAGUCACCAACAUGCAGCUUUUUGUCCGUGCCCAGGAGCUACACAUUCUUGAGGUAACUGGUCAGGAGACACUUGCCCAGAUCAAGGCUUCUGUAGCCUCGUUGGAGGGCAUUGCUCCAGAAGAUCAAGUCCUGCUCGUGGCAGGGACGCCCUUAGAAGAUGAGGCUACCCUUGGGCAGUGUGGGGUAGAAGCUCUGAGCAUUCUAGAAGUAGCUGACCGCAUGCUUGGAGGUAAAGUCCAUGGUUCCCUGGCCUGUGUUGAGAAAGUAAGAGGUCAGACUUUCAAGGUGGCCAAACAAGAGAAAAAGAAGAUGACAGGCCAGCCCAAGAGGUGUAUGCAGUACUACCGGCUCUUUGUCAAUGUUGUACCCACCUUUGGCAAGAAGAAGGGCCCUAAUGCCAACUCUUUAAGUCCUCUGUAAACUUGGUUUUCUCUAACAAAGCCACU